This is a messenger RNA of Psammomys obesus (fat sand rat), 2148 nucleotides long. RefSeq names its product membrane magnesium transporter 2-like. The transcript is spliced from 2 exons. The record is from RefSeq and is a predicted model, not a curated record. Gene Ontology annotation, cellular component: plasma membrane; early endosome; EMC complex. Lineage: Eukaryota; Metazoa; Chordata; Mammalia; Rodentia; Muridae. Bases 381 to 752 code for a protein of 123 amino acids.
GCGUGUCUCCCUCCCUUCCCGGCGUCCGCUCCUUCCCGCCGCGCGGCUCUGGGCUGGGGGUGCCCGGCGCCCCCGCCCUGCAUUGUCCCCGGUGGCAGCGCCCCCUGCCGGCCACCGUGCCGCGCCUUUUGGAGCCCGCGGCGUCCGGGCGAAGGCCGGUGAGCCCGUCGCUGAGUUCCCCGAUGCUUUCAGGACCGCGCGAGUGGUGGCCAUGAGUUGAAGAGCCCUGCUCUGCGAAUUGCUCCCACCAGGAUGUACUGAGCUGCUACAGGCCCAAAGCAAGGAGGCCAGAUGUGCUUGGAAACUCUGAGGCUGUGAGCCAAGACAAGUCUUCAUCCCAGCGUGUGAGGCUAGCCCUCAGCUGCCACUCCUUCCGAACCAUGGUGCCGUGGCUGUGGAAGGGCCUGGUAGGCAUCGGCCUCUUUGCCCUCGCCCACGCUGCCUUUUCGGCUGCACAGCAUAAUUCUCACAUGCGACUGACGGAAAAGAAGUAUGGCUCACUGCCAAUAGACAUAGUGCUCCAGACGCUGUUGGCCUUUGCAGUUACCUGCUAUGGCGUAGUUCAUACUGCAGGGGACUUUAAAGACAGGGACGCCACCUCAGAACUGAGGAACAUGAAGUUUGACACCUUAAGGAAUCGCCCAUCUUUUUAUGUGUUUCCUCCUCCUGGCCGUGGACGGUUCCAGUCACCAGAUACAAGUCAUUCUUCGAACCUCAGCACGUCAUCUUCUGACAUGCUGUCGAAGUUUUGAAAGCUCAAAUCCGCUGUACAGUUCAGCUUUUUUACAAACUAAGUAGCAAGACAGAAGCAGAAUUAAGCACUGGGAUUUGGGAAUCACCUCCUGUACAUCAGUAUUUUUAUUGAUAUUUUCAGACUUAAUUUUUGAAACUCUGUAAUAAAAAAAGACCCACAAAAGAUAUUUAUCUCAGGUAUGCCAUCACAGCUGUCGGAAGCUGACUAACUGAUUUUGGAUGAGGCAGUCUCAGCCCCAGUAAAGCGGAUAAUGCAGGUGGACCUCACCUCAUCCGUCAAGGGGCUGAGUGGAGCAGAGAGGCUUUGGUAAGGAAGAUGUGUUUCUGCAUGCUGAGCUGAGACAUCGGUUUUUCUCUGGCUUUGCCCCUUAAACACAAACAUCAGCUCUGCUUGCAUUUUGAGCCCAUGUGCUCUCAGACUGGAUUUGUGUGUGGGCUCUCCUGGGCUCCACUGACUGACUAUGGUCCUGAGGAAACUUGUAGGUUUUCACAGUGUGCAGUCCGGCUCUUUGUUGCAACUGUCACCACGGGUUCCUUCCAGGUGCUCAGACUGAUGAUCUGGAGACUGCUGUGAGCCAUAAGCAAAAAGAUGAUGAUGAUGGCUUUCCACGCUGUGUGCAGAGGCCUGACUGGGAAGGAGAGAAAGAGGCCAGCAUUCCCAGAAGAGUGCAGAGUAGAGGUGGAGAGAGCCUUGCCCCUGCCUGUCCCGCUGUCCCAGCGGCCACCUCCAUGUGUCACUUGCUGCGGUCUGGUUAUCCGAGCACUUCCCUUUUGUGCUGUGCUUCCGUUGAGAUUCUGCCAUUUGCAAAUAUAUUAGGGGCCGCCAGGGGACAAGAGUCAACAAGGAGGCUGUGUUUGUGUAAAACUGUCCCUUGGUGUUUACAGGGGAUUGACUCCACAGCCAUGCACCGGAACCAGAAUGCUUGGAUGCUCAAGUAGUCCUUAGAAAAUGACAUCGUAUCUGCAUAUAACCCUCCCAUAUGUUUCUCUCUAGAUUACUUGUAACACUUAAUACCAUGUAAAUUCUGUGUAAAGAGUUGCCGUAGUGCACUGUUUAGGGAAUAAUGAUAAGAAAAUGCCUGCAUAUGUUCAGUGCAGAUGGAAUUUCCCCCAAAUAUCUUUGGUUGACAGUUGGUGGAAUCUCUGUGUGGUUUGUUUACUUGUCCUUAUGGUCUGCUUCUACAAGAAUGUCAACUCCCUGAGGGCCAGAUCCUGUUUGUCUUGGUUCCUUGUGAUGUCCCUCAAUCCAUCAUAGUGCUUUCGGGAGGGGUAUGUGUGUCUGUGAAAGAUGGGGUGGGGGACUGACCUGGAACUCAAUAUAUAUAGCAGGCUGGCUUUGCAUUCAGAGAUCUGUCUCUCCCUCAAGUACGGGAAUUAAACUGUGAUUAAACACCA